Messenger RNA from Grosmannia clavigera kw1407, 1053 nucleotides. RefSeq names its product c2h2 type zinc finger domain containing protein. The transcript has 4 exons. The coding region runs from base 1 to 1053 and encodes 350 amino acids. NCBI's taxonomy places the organism in Eukaryota, Fungi, Ascomycota, Sordariomycetes, Ophiostomatales, Ophiostomataceae. The record is from RefSeq and is a predicted model, not a curated record.
AUGGGCGGUGGCGACCGUAGACAUACCAUUAGCGACACACAAGAUGGCAGUAUUCCUGGGGGGGUCGACAGCGGCAGCCGUGAUAACGGUAGAACGAAGGCCUUUGUGUGCGAAAUUCCACAACAUGAAUGCAAGAAGCAAUUCAGCACCAAAGCCGAGCUUAAGGCAUGCACCAACUCGGCCAAGAAGUGGCCACGCGCCGACAACUUCAGGGGUCAUCUGAUAAAUGUUCACAAGUUGAAGAAGGAUGUCGAUCUGAACUACCAUUUUGUCCCUGAACGACAUGACAUGAAACACCAGAAACGCCAUGAUCGGCCCUAUGGCUGCACGGCGCCCAACUGCAACAAGGUAUUUGGAAGCAAGAACGACUGGAAGAGGCACGAGCGCGGCCAGCAUUUCAAACUGGAGACGUGGAAGUGCCAGGAGAAGGUGGAGACGACAAGUAAUGGCAGUGCUGCUAGCGACGAGGCGGGCAACAAAGCUAGCAACGAUGCUAGCGGUAAGCCCAAGCUGUGUGAUAGGCGAUUCUACCUCUGCGAGGAGUUUAUGAGCCACCUGGAGGAGCACCACGGCAUAUGUGAGGCCAGGAAGCGCGAGGAGAAGGCCAAGUGCUGCCUCUCCGGUGGCAAACAUGACCAGCACUGGAGUUUCUGGUGUGGAUUUUGCAAGACAAAAAUACCUGGGCCGUCAGACCGUGAUAAUGCCUUGCGAGGCAGCCUUAGUGGACCAGGCAAGAAGCACAACAAGAAAAGGGGGGCCGACGAAGGCGCCGAGAGCAAGAGCAAGGGUGGGGAGAUGGCGAAGGAUUUCGACGCCUUCUUGCGCUGGCGCUCUGAUCACAUCGACGCGCAUUUUGUCGGCCGUGGGGAAAACAACAAGCAGGACAUAUCCAAAUGGGUCCACAUGGAUGCAGCUGGGCGAUUGGGCAAUCAAGCGGCAGGAUCGUCAUCUUCAGCUGCGCAGAAGCGAGGCUACGAGAGGGCGGCUGGUGGCAGCAGGGGGGGUAGGCUGCCUUUCAAAAAACGAAAGACGGCGGUAAACCCGGGGGGCUAA